AUGGCGUCCCUCGCGUUGGUGCCGAGCUGGUUCCGCCGCCGCGCGCACGUCCCGUCCCCGGAGGAAGCGCGCGAGAUCGCGAGGAGAAAGAGAAAGGAAGAGUACGAUCAGCUGAUCGCUUCGCUAAGGCCGCGACCAAGCACAUGGCGGAGUCGUCGGAGGGAACGCCGGGAAGCGCUGGCUAACGAGGCCGCAAAGCGGGAGUGGAUCGACGAGCAGAAACGGCUGAUCGCGGAGGCGAAGCAGCGAUCAGGCGGCGUCCCACAUCCCUGUUGGAACGACGACGCGCGAGACAGACGCAGGAUGCGGGCGGCGGUGGAGGAACUGUCGGCGGCUUUCGAGGCCAAGAAGAGCCAAUGGAUGGCUGCGCAUAAGCGUUCGGGGCUUGAGGAAGCUCGGCGGAGCAGCACCGCCGUGAAGGUUCGCCCCCUCGUGUCCACGGAGGCGCCUCUGAAGCCCGUAACCGCCGCCGGGAAGAGCAGCGCGGCAGGGGGCAGCGAGUCCGGCCGCCGUGUGGAGAUGCACGAGGCGAAGGCCAUGGAGCAGAACCACCUGUGGGGCCGCCGCCGAAGCGAUGAGUACUACGCCAUGCGCCGGGAGGUACUGAGGAGAGACCGUGCCGCUCUUGACGAGAUUACGGAGCCGCAAUCUGCAUGCGCGACGAGGAAGGGAGAAGAUCGUUUGGGCAUCAUCGAGUGGCCGAUCCCAUGCACUAUCAAGCAACCAAACUUUGAUGUUCAUAUCAGUACGAAGUCCACAUAA
Messenger RNA from Triticum turgidum subsp. durum (durum wheat), 762 nucleotides. NCBI's taxonomy places the organism in Eukaryota, Viridiplantae, Streptophyta, Magnoliopsida, Poales, Poaceae. The record is from the annotation of a GenBank genome assembly.